Molecule: messenger RNA, 7333 nt
Organism: Paramuricea clavata
Lineage: Eukaryota; Metazoa; Cnidaria; Anthozoa; Malacalcyonacea; Plexauridae
Source: the annotation of a GenBank genome assembly
AUGGAGCAAACUUAUUUUAUCUGUGAAGACGAUCUUCUUUUAAAGUAUGGCUGGCCUUGCUGUUCUAAAGUUCCAUUGUAUAAGGAAACCAAAAACAAGGAAUUCACAUCUAAAUUGUGUGUCAAGCAAAGUAUUAUUCUUUCUGACAUUCUAAAAAGUCUGAGCUUGUUGGACGAGAAUCUACUAAUAACAGACAAAAGUAGCACCUCGGUCUGCAAGAAAUGCGCGAGAAAGAUCGUUAAUUGCGGUAGCUUGUUUGAGGAACUUCGAUCGUCUAUUACCAAGAAAAAAAACGAUGUAGAAGUAAAUUCAGACAGUGGAUGUGCGUCGAUUGUGGUAGGAAAGAGGUCGUUAACCACAUCGUCUCCUAGCGGAUUUACCCCUGUGAAAAAAGCAGCAAAAAGUGGCGCAAAUAUUAAUGGCAAUAUUGUUAAUGAUCGGCCGCUUAUAUCCAGAAAAUCGUUAUUUAACCACGAGCAAGAGGCAUCGUCUGUAUUCUGCAAGCAGAGCUUUCCACAGGGUACAUCGCCUGCAGAUAGCAACAAUAUGGACGAUGCCAUAGCUAAUCUCACGUGUUUGCCUGUAAAGGAAAGAGAGGACAAUAGCUGUAUCGUUAAGGUAAAAACAAAACUUGUUGUACUUCUCUUCAAAGUUGUUGCACUUUUCGUAAUAUAUAUAUAUAAUUUGUAGUAUUUUUUCUUUCAGAUAUUCGUCACAUAUUGUUCAGGGCGUACGAUAGAAUACAAGUGUAAAGAAGGUGAAAAACUACUUGUAAAAAACAUCGCUUUAAAAAAUUAUAAGCAGCAGCUGUUGGUGUGACGAAGAUACAGCCGCUUAUGAAGAAAACAAUCGAACAGCUCGGUAAAAAUUAAAUAAUCAAUUUAAGCAAAGUUAUAAAUUGCGGUUAAUGGAGUGAUAUGUUCUAGAAGACUUCAUUUGCCCGAGGGUGUUUUCAGUCUGCCAACACAUCUGCGUCAAAAAAUCAAUCCGUGCAAGGUACGUACAAGGUCCAAGUACCUUGGCAGAACAAGGGAACCGUUUUCUAGUCCUGUUAAUAUUACAAAAUAUCAGAUAAAAAUCGAACUUUUGCUACUAAGCAUGUGAACAACUGAUGCUAACUUGAGAUUAACCAAUCAGAAAUUAUCCUGAAGGUUUUUCCUUCACGUGCAUACAUACAAUGCCCCCCUUUUGAUCAAGGACUUUUGAUCGCAGUUUCAACGUGCCUUGUUCAUUCGCAAGACUUUAGCCAGUGCGUUAACAGCUCUGGCAAAAAUUUUAGUUUAUAAUUCAAGGGAUAAAAAUCUUGGCAAAGAAGUGAAAAUUUGGGAAAAAAAUCCACCCAAUAAUCAUGUACACCAAUCUGCGUCUCUACAAUGGCGUGUUGUAAGGACUAUUAACUAGUAAAAUGGACAUUCCUGUAUAUAGUUAGACAUGUUACUCAUAGAUUUGUAACCCACUUGUGUAAAAAAAAAUGCAAUAAAUAUUUAAUUACUGGCAGGGAAGUGCUGUCCGAUGGACAACACUUCACCACGUGAAGCGCAAUCACUGCUCAUUCAGGUCGCACUGAAGACCUGAAUGAGCAGUCCUAGAGACUCGAUGUGAUCAGUCAGGUUAUCAGUUGCGGCCCGGGGUAAUGUGCCCUAUACCAAUAGUUGUUCACCAGUCCAACUAGGUCUCAAUGUCGACGGCCUGACGGAUCUGAACGGGGGUUCGCCUGUUCCCCUGUUAUCUAGAGGUCCGCCUGUUCCUACAACCUACAGUUUUUGCGUGUAUCCUCAGCCGACUUUGAGUACCCUGGGUAAUGUGCCCUAUACCAAUAGUUGUUCACCAGUCCAACUAGGUCUCAACUCGCUGAACGACAUGCACAGAGUCAAGCAUGCCCUCUGCAGUCUAGAGAUUCGCCUGUUUCUCUAGAUAAAACUUAGGUUAGCGAGAGCCUCUAGACAGUUCGGCCGGAACUGUUUUUGAGCACUUCUCUGCCCAAAAUAUAUGCCACAAAAUGUGUUUCAAGUUAUUGUUGUCCUGCUUAGUGGCUAGUUGUUCGAUUUUAACUAUCUAUCUCUUUCCAACAUAUUCAACUUCAUUAAAAGUAGAACUAAGAAAUUACUCACGAGAUCCCAACGCGGUGUUUAAAUAUGACGGUGAUGUGGAAAAACUAGCAAAUUACAGAAGCGAGCAUUUGAUAACUGAUGCCGAGCAGAAACUGCCAAUUUUGCACACCUUAAUUUGCAAUUCCUUUUCAAAUAUUAGUGAGGAGAAAUUUGCUGUAAACAAGAAAGCCCUGGCAGGCUAUUUCAUGUAUUCUUAUUCCAUGGAUACCGUCAAACAAGUUUACACAUCGUAACAAUAUUAUUCUUACUACCGGGGGUUGCAAGUGUGAAGAAAUCGAUUAUUUCCAUCGUCUCGGUUUAUCAAGCCACAGAAACACUUUAAGAAAUAUUCAAGAACGGUUAUCAAAAAAUCACGAUGAGGAUGUCAAGAAGUGGAAAGAAAGCGCUCUAAUCGUUAUCAAGAAAAUAUCUCUUCUCAAAGAUGUCAUGAGUAGGCAAGAUCAGCAAAAUAUAGCUAACAACAUGGAUGUGUGUACUAUUGACUUUUCAGAAACAAGUGUAGCGUCUUUGUCUAGCUAUACUGGCAAGGUAUACAGAGCCUGUUUGAAAAUGCCUCCAGAAACUGUGAAUGAGUUGUAUGAGGAUGUUCAAAUUGUACAAGCUUUGGAUACACUAGAGAAGCAACCAACACCUUCAUUCAGGUAUGCUGAAGUCACAUCGGAGUUGCAAAUAAUAUAUUUUAAUAUAAAAGGCAUUAUUCGCUACAAUUUAUCAUAUAAACAAAAAUAAAUAAUCUAUUUGUAUCGCCAAAUUUCGCAAUUUGGCGAUACAAAUAGAACAAAUUACAGUAUCUUACAACAGACUCUUCAAAUGUGAUACUUUUUAUAUUUUGAUUUUAACUAUAAAUAUAAUAAAAAUUUUCUUUAAUUGAUUGUUGUUAAUAUAAACAAUGAUUAAAUCUAGUUAACUGGUUGGUUUAACUAAUUUUUAAUGCUUUAAUUAUAGGGCCAUUCCAGAUGGGGCUAAUCAGCUCUUAAUUCAUUUGAAAUGUUUUAAAUUCACAAAAACCCCACCGAAAUCAUUCUGUGCCCCACCCCCCACCCCCAUUAGACUAAGAAAGCUAUAAUUUACACAUGCAAAAGAAUGUUAUUGUAACUUUUUUAAAGGAUUGUAGGGGAUAACUGGGACCUGAAUGUCAAAGCAAGAUGCCAAACCAAAGGCAAGACAAACCAAUCACUGCACUACUUUAAUGAGUAUGCAAUCAAGGACAGGGUUCUGGUGCCUCAUCAACAGAACACAGGGCCAAAGUUAAAGCUUGAAAGUCUUGAGAUGAGUCAUCUGCUCCCAACAGAAGCUGUCCAGGACAAUAUUAUCUGGAGUCUUACCAAAAUUAUACCAAGAGGUAUUGUAAAGUACCUCAAGGCAUAUAAAGAAUUCCACAAUUUCGUGGUAUAUCAUAUAGAACACCCAUAUUCACAUGAAACGAAACAGAAGUCUGAAGUGGUAGGUGUGUUUUUAUCAGGGAUGCCAGAACGACAUGAAAGGAAGGGGGGCAGAAUAUUUUUAAAAGGGCACUUUCAAAUUGAUAUAUACUAUUAAAGAGACGUAUGGAGUUGGACCUCGCCUAAUGAUGUUUUCUUGGUCUUUCUCAACUGGGCGAGAUACUAGGGUGAUAUUGUGCCGAAAUAUCUCUAGCUAGGGCAAGAAUUUCACGUCUAAGAGCUCCAUUCAGGCUAGAGUUGCUCAAUUUGCCUUCUGAGCACUGGUAAACCCCAUUUUCGGCACAAAAUUAUGCCAAGCACUUAACUGGCUCCAUGCUGACAAUGUAUUUUCUACAAUAAACACGCCAUCUAAGGUAGAAAAUUCCUCAGAUUGAAAGGGCACAUUCGCCCCUCUUGCCCCCCCCCCCCCGUGGUAAAGGGCAAGGGGGCAUCACCCCUGCCCCCAGUUCCAGCAUCCCUGGUUUUUAUAUGUAUACAAUUCUUAUUUAUAUAGAAUAGCUUUAUAUUUUUACUGUCUAUUGUUUAUCUAGGUAUCAUACCUAUCAAAACAGUUAAAGAUGCAAUACAGUCCAAUCUGUGCAUGUACUCAAAGAAGCCCUCUUGUUGUUAUACAAACAGUUUAUUAAGGUUUUUAUUUAUAAAAUUUUAUGUUGUUGCAAAGCUUGAUUGUUGUGUCUUGAUAAUUUAUUAUACUCUAGAAUCAUGAAAAAUAUAAAUAGUGCUAGUUGUUGAAUAAAAUUCAAUAUUUUGGAUGCCAAAAUGUAAACAAAGCCUUAAUUUAAUUGGUUUACAUACGGACUGUACCGCAUCUUUAAGCCUCUCAGCGGAUGAAAAAUGGUCUGUCAGGUGACUCAGGUCAGGUUAUACCAUAGAGGCUGAUUGUGGCUGAGUCUGGGCUAAAAUAUAAUAAAUGGAAUUCAUUUCGAACUUUUAUUGACAGUGUCCUCUGGGGAUGCAUUUCUUAAAUUCGAACAAGGCAGCUGAAAUUGCCCAAAUCAUUGAAGAUCUACAGGAAAAGUAUGUUCCUAUCUACAACGUUAACAAACAUUAUGUUCUGCAACAAAUUGUGUUUGAUAGUGACCAAUUAACUGAGGAAUGGACGAGAAAUGCCCAGUGGGCCAAUACGUUGGCUGGCAGUCCAGUCGAUCAAUUAGAUGGCUUUACCACUUCAUUUGGUGACUGGCAUUUAAAUAAAAACAUCCUUGAGGUACUGUUUAAUAAACUCGUAGUUCGUGUUUUAUCACAUAUAAAACACGACGCAUAGCGGAGUGUUUUAUAUGUGAUAAAACACGAACUACGAGUUUAUUAAACAGCUUCAAAAACGUCUCAGUUAGAUCACGGCAUUGGCGAAAUAAUUUUCCAAAAUAACUUUGUAUUAGCUGAGAAAAUACAAGUUGAAAUUUGAAGCGUGUUUUAUCACAUAUAAAGACACGCCACGCUUAUGAUUUCUCUUUGUGUUUUCCUCAUGAAUUAUUAAUGAGUUUUUGAAGUAUAUUUUGAGUUACUUGCAUCAUUAGAAAACAAAAUCCACUAUAGAGUACCCUAAUCUCUAUUAAGCCCCUUGGAAGAACGAGAGGCGACUUAUAUAUUUAUCCUUAAAUAACAUGAUAAGUUUGUGUGAAUGUGUGUGAAUAAAUCAAAUUAGUGUGAAUAAGUCAUGAUAUGUUUUUGUGUGAAUGGCAGGGGGGGGUUUAACUAAUUUCUCUGUAAGGGGGUUUAUUAGAGGGGCAGUUAUUUGAGGGGCGGCUUAUUUGGGCUGAGAGCCUAAUGGAGGAGGGCGCAGCCUAUUUGAGAGGGGGGGGGGGGCCCUGGGCCUAAUAUAUACAUAAUUUUUAUUCUAACUUGUAGAUAUGCCACACAGUAUUCUUUAAAGAGGAAUCAGCAAACGAGCUGGGCACAACAUGUUCAUUAAUGAAUAAAACAGGUAAGACAAAUGCGAAGAAGGGCCCUGAUAAGGACUACAAUGCCUACAAGGACUUCUUUACUCGAGAGACAGAAGGACAUAUAGUAGCUAAAUGGAUGAUAUUUGCUGGAAUGGAUGACCUUCAAAGUGAGCAAUCAAAGUAUUUUAGUUCAUAAAUUAUGCUUUUUAACUGCAUUUUGUGAUUUUGGUCACCAGUCUGGCGGUGAGCAAUGCAUAGAACUGUCCUAUGAAUAAUAUAUAUAUACCGGUAUAUAUAAUAUAUAUAUAAUUAAAUUAUAUUUCAUAGGUUCUCCUUCCAUUCGACCAAUCCCGACAGACAUAUCACAAUGGGAUGAUAACAUGAAGAGAGAUUGGUUGCAUAAUCAGUCUACAUCGUUUCUCCAGGAAAUAUUUGGAAAUACCGAAAUCAGUCAAAACAUCAUAGAGUUAGAGAAGGCACACCAAGAAGGAUUCCAUUGUCGUUAUCCACAGUGUAACAUGAAAUUCCCAUUGCAUUCUACCAGAGUAAGGUAUUUCAUUCACUAAAAAUAUUAUAUAAGACAAAAUUAUUUUUUCAUCAAAUAAUGAGAAAUCCCCACUGUUCACUUUGCAUAUUUAAUAAAAUAAUCUUUAAUAAAGGGAGGGGGGGGGGGAUGAAUAGGGGUAUACAAUCCGCCCAAAUUUGAAGCAAAAUCCGCUGAUCUGACAAUGGUCUUGUCUAAAUUUGGAUUUGCUAAAAGCUCUACUAUGAAUUCACAAUCCAGGAUCCGAACUAAAUUGCAAUCAAAAUCCACAAUCUGAGCCAAAAUAUUAUAUAAAUCCACAAUCCCCUGUAUUAAUAAGAUCCACAAAUCUGUGUAAAAUAUGCACCAAAUCCAAAAUCCGAACAAUUUUUCGGUGAAUCCGACGAUCCGAAAACCUAUUCACACCCCCCCCCCCCCCCCCCCUCCCCACAGUAAGAUAUACAUUAGUAUUUUGUUUUUAAGACAUGAACAUGAUAGACAUACCAUUGUGAUUGAUGGUGGUGGCGAUGAAAAUCAAGACAGCUUUGGUUAUUUCAAAUGCAGAGGACCAUGUCCAUUUGUAUUUACUACUAAAGCCACAAGGAAAAGGUAUAAUUGUAUAUGUUAUAUGUACAUUAUAUUUUUAAUAACUUAUUACUAAACAGCAAUUUUGUAUUAGGCACGAAGAGACCAAACACCCAGACAGUGACCAAGUUGAACAAGAUGUCAAGUCACUAAAGGCAGACGACAACAUCUACAAUUAUCACAAGUCUAGAAUGCAAUUAGGUCUAUUGUUUAUGAAUAUUGAAGACUCAAUUAAGGAAGGAGAUGGCAAUAGACUGCUAGAUUGCUACAAGUUAGUACUUUUACUUGUAUAUAGGUUUAAGCAUACAAAGUAUGCAUAUGAAAAUCUUACUAUUACUUGCACGGAGCAAUGGAUUGCUUUCUGAGGCCGAGUCAUUAUCAUUGAUUGCAAAUAGAUUUAUAAAUUUCAAAGGCACUCCUGGAGGUAAUAUUCCAUUAGACCUCCACAUGGAACAUAUGAAUAUGAUGGUUAAGAGACUAGCAAAAGGAAUGGGAGCAAAUGUAACAGAGAAGUCAUUACAACAGGCUGAAAGGUCAAUCCUGGCACUGAAUAAGGUUAGAGAAUGCAUAGCUGAUGAUUGUUUCAAGAAGACACAAAGUGGUUGGCACAGCCAGAAAAAUCCAGAGGAAGGUGUCAAAAUCAUUGCUCAUGACCUACUGAUGGGAGAAGUAUUUCAUAAGAAAGAGAAAAGACAAGGUUACCACUCAUUUUCCAAAUUCAAAUCCAACUUACUUGAUGUGGACUAUAGAGACUACUUUAAAUGGAUCAGAGAGAAACUUAUACAUUGA